Molecule: messenger RNA, 3667 nt
Organism: Dalotia coriaria
Lineage: Eukaryota; Metazoa; Arthropoda; Insecta; Coleoptera; Staphylinidae
Product: tyrosine-protein kinase hopscotch-like
Exons: 12
Coding region: 270-3563 (1097 amino acids)
Biological process (GO): intracellular signal transduction; cytokine-mediated signaling pathway; cell surface receptor signaling pathway via JAK-STAT
Cellular component (GO): membrane; cytoskeleton; cytosol
Molecular function (GO): non-membrane spanning protein tyrosine kinase activity; cytokine receptor binding; ATP binding
Source: RefSeq, a predicted model, not a curated record
GCACAAUGGCAACAUAGCACCUCCUAUCUAAUAAGAAUGGUACGUUUAGAUUAACCUUGCGGGUUGAAAAAUAUUUUUGUUUGCAGUUUGAAGAAGCUUUUCGUUAAUUACAAGAAAUAACAACAAUGAUUAACAAUUGUGGUAUAACAUAGUGUGGAAAAAGUGAUUUAUAAUAAUUCACAGCAUGAUUUGUGUUCGUUCAUUAAACUCUAUAGUUAUCUUUUUGGAAAUUCAUGUAUGCACUUAAAGUGUAAAACAAAUCAGUCAUCAUGAAUGACCAGAGAAUAACAGUGAGAGUUGUACAUGAUUCAAAAGUGGUAUAUUUUGCGUAUACGCCUGGUCAUACCACUGCUGAAGAUGCAUGUAUUUACUUGUGCAAACACUUGGGAAUUGGAACUGUGGCAAGACAUUUAUUUGCUCUUCGUGAUAACAAAUUGUUGUAUUUAAUGCCUGGAGAAACCCUGCAAAAGAAUGCUGUUUACGACUUUCGCAUUCGUUAUAAAGUUCCUAUGAUUAUGAGGCUAAAAACAAUUGAUUGCAAGGCAUUUGAUUAUUACUUUCAUCAAGUGAGAUUGGAUGUUAUUGGGAACAAAGUGUUGGAUAUUCCCUUUGAGACAAUUAGGACUCAACUGCUUGGGCUUGGAGUCACAGACAUGUACAGAGUAAUGUUGGAAAAGCAAAUUCCACAAGAAACUGUCCUGAAUGACUACAAGAAAUAUAUUCCCAAAGCAGUAUUAAACAGGCAUUCAAUUUUUGUGAAAAAGCCCAUUAAGGAUGCACUCACUAAAUUGAGCAAACAGGCAGACAAAACCUUUGAACCACUGUAUGUUGUUGGUGCUUAUUUGCAAGAAUUUGAAAACAUUGCUCCUAAUUAUCCAGAAGAAGAAUAUAAAGCUUUCAUUGAUCACAAUGGAGCAAUUUAUAAUAUUUAUUUGCGAGUAUCGCCAUUUGAUGUAACAAAUAAAGGUAUUAAAUAUAGACUGGAGUCAAAUAAAGAUGAAUGGAAUGUAAUUUGUGGCACUGACGAAGUAUGUUUCAUUUCAAUCCGAGGUGAUUCGUCAAUUGAGAUUAGUAGACUGAAUGGUAUCCCAUUUUAUGUGAAAUUUAAUUCAAUCAUGAAAAUGCGCAGUUUUGUUAGUUUGGUGGAUGGAUAUUACCGGCUUUCUUGCAAAUGGAAUUUUAACAUUUGUAAAGAAAUUGUUACACCAUCAUUACAAAAACUACAUAAAAUGAAAUGCCAUGGACCUGUUGGUGGUGAAUUUUCUUAUGCGAAGUUAGAAGAAAAACGCUCGAAUAAUCACGGGUCUUUUAUAUUAAGAGAAUGUGAAACGAAGUAUAAUACGUGUUUCAUGGAUGUUUGUACUGGCGAAAACUCGAAACCAAAGACUUUUAAAUUGGAAUAUCUUUCUAAUGAUGAAUUUAUAUUUAAUGAUGAUCUUGUUAAAUAUAAAACAAUUAGUCAAUUAAUGGCGGCGUAUAACAAUGCCAAUGGGACCAUUUAUCUCAAAGAAUGUUUACCACCAUCAGAAUAUGAUAAUUCACCAUUGUUACUAUGCAAAAUAACGUCAGAUGAGAAACGAGCUCAAGACGAUAAUUCUGUUUGCAUAAAUCCAAAAAAUCUUGAAGUUUUUUCAGCGCAUAAAAUGGAAAGCACAAGAAAUAUUACGAUUGUAUAUAAGGGUCGUUGGAAACAAUCGACGAAAACAAAAAGUUUUAUUGCUAUUAAGAUGUUGAAUCCAGAAUUCAGAGAUCAAUAUUUAGCACAAUUUCUAGACUUAGCUGGGCAAUGGUCUCUUUUACGCUCAAACGUCAUUGUUAAGUUUCAUGGUAUAACACUGCGAAAUUUAUUUUCACUUGUAAUAGAAUAUGUUAGUCUGGGGCAACUGGAUGAAUAUCUUAGAAAUAAUAAGAAAAACAUUAAAAGUGUGGAUCUAAUGCAAGCCAGUGCUGAUUUAGCAUCUGCACUUUGGUAUUUGGCCGAAAACGAUAUUAUACAUGGAAAAAUCAGGUGUAGGAAAAUUUUGGUUGCUUGUCACGACGAAAAGAAUUUUAAUGUUAAACUAUCAGAUCCUGGAGUUUAUACUGAGUACGCACCCAAUGAAAUUCAUUGGAUUCCAGUUGAGUUUUAUCAGAAUCUUCACGUUAGUUAUGCACGACAGUCUCACACAACGGAUGUGUGGGCCUUUGCAACUACUGUGCAUGAAAUAUACAUGCAAGGUGAACCGAUUGAGAAUACAGCUGAUGCGGAAAUUAUGAAACAAUUUUAUAUAAGCGGUAAACGAUUACCAAUACCCAAAUUAUGUCCACCGGAAAUUUAUUCCAUCCUCUUGGAAUGUUGGAAUACUGACCCGGCAAGUAGAAAACGACCGCAAGAAAUAAUGCGUGAUUUUAAUCAAAUGUUAUAUGAAGUAUACAAUUCGCGACAAGAGCACGUCUACGCUCAGGUGAAGUCUUUCGACACGCGGAGUCUUGAAAGUUCUCUUUCAAUGGCUACGGAAACUACGUCCAUUGCUGGAACUGAAGAUAAUCAUUCAAUAGAAGACUACAAUAUGUCCAAGUGGAGUCUGGAUGACGAUAACACAUCCCUUAUAUUACCGCCGGCCUUAAACGAGCUUGAUAACAAUUUAUUCAGUCCGAAUCUCGCGCAUCAUUCUAUGUUUAACACUCGUAAAGCGUACUUGUCUGGUUUGUCAUAUGUGUACGAUUUGGACCAGGACUAUCGGGUUAUUUUACAAGGGCGUAUUGGGCAGGGAUUCUACGGAGAAGUAUACAAAGGCAUGUUGGAGCCUGUUUUGGAUAACAAUAAACCAUAUUCCGAAGAAAAUCGACAGGUUGCAGUGAAGAAACUAAAGUCAUCAGCGACAGGAUCCGGUCAGAAAGAAUUUGAAGAAGAAAUUAAAAUAAUGAAGAGUUUAAAUCACAAAAAUAUUGUGCGUAUUUUAAGCGCGCUUAGUAGUGAGGAAGGAAUUAUGAUGGUUAUGGAAUUCGUACCGCACGGAUCACUCGAGACAUAUCUAAAGAUUAAUAAAGAUACUUUGCACGAUCAGCAAUUGCUUCGAUAUGCAUCGGGCAUUGCCGAGGGUAUGGCCUACUUGGGCCAGAUGAAAAUUGUUCAUCGGGAUUUAGCGGCGCGAAAUAUUCUGGUUGUUGAUGAGAACCAUGUAAAAAUUAGUGAUUUUGGUCUUGCUCGUGUCAUUACAUCAGAAGACUAUUAUAUUCUUAAAACUGACCGGGAGUUACCGAUAAAAUGGUAUGCCUUGGAAAGUUUACUGCACGGAAGAUUCUCUUCAAAAUCGGACGUCUGGUCUUAUGGGGUGACUUUAGCGGAGAUGUAUCUACGAGGCGAGGAUCUUAAACUUCCUUUUGUAAGCCAAACAGAUGUACCUGACCACGAACAGCUUGUUAAAGCACUAGAAAGUGGGCUAAGGAUUCCCUGCCCACCAAAAUGUCCACAGUCAAUUUAUGUUGAUGUGAUAUAUCCUUGUUGGAAUGCAGAUUCGCAUCAAAGGCCAACGUUCCAGGCAUUACACCAGCGCAUUUCUGAAUUGUUACAACAAUAUUAGCGUGUAAAUAUUUCGUAACUUAAAUUAAGGAUUCAAGUUAUAUUUUUGUGCCAUAUUCAUGUAUAUAUUUGUCUCACACAUUAAAAACUUACAACGAAGCAGAA